This is a messenger RNA of Nicrophorus vespilloides, 1278 nucleotides long. RefSeq names its product heparin sulfate O-sulfotransferase-like. Gene Ontology annotation, cellular component: membrane. The record is from RefSeq and is a predicted model, not a curated record. Lineage: Eukaryota; Metazoa; Arthropoda; Insecta; Coleoptera; Silphidae. Gene Ontology annotation, molecular function: heparan sulfate 2-sulfotransferase activity. Bases 236 to 1207 code for a protein of 323 amino acids. The transcript has 4 exons.
CAAUAUACUACCUGCACUUCAUUUAGUUACACCUUAAAACAAUCACAGUUGGAAUUGGUUGGAAUGAUUUGAAAAGUAAAUAAUAAAAAAAUAAAUAACUGGUGAGUGGUCAUGUAAUUAUUAUGCACGCAUCAUCUGCUCAUUGAUAUUACAUUAUAAUAAUGAAUUGAGUUCUUACUGGAUUGUCCAAACAUUGUUUUGUUGUAUUGUGUUAUUAAUAUCUGCACAAUUAGUGAUGAGAGAUUUUAGGCUAGGAUGGCUAUGUAUAUUUGUUAUUUUGGUGCUUAUAUCAAUGUAUAUACACAACUUAUCAAGGAAAAUAGAUGAAUUAGUGUUGAAGUCCAAUGAGAAGCUACAAUCUCCCAAAACUGAUAUUAGCAUUAAUGAUGAUGUAGUUGUUGUUUACAAUAGGGUGCCCAAAACUGGAUCCACCAGUUUUGUGGGAGUAGCCUAUGAUUUAUGCAAGAAAAACAAAUUCCGAGUGCUUCAUGUUAAUAUAUCUUCCAAUAAUCAUGUACUUUCCUUACCUAAUCAAAUAAAAUUAGCAGAGAAUAUAACAAGUUGGUCCAAAAUGAAGCCGGCUUUGUAUCAUGGACAUUUUGCAUUCCUAGAUUUCUCAAAGUUUGGCUACAAACAACCACUGUAUAUCAAUAUUAUAAGAAAACCUUUGGAUCGAUUAGUAUCAUAUUACUAUUUUCUAAGAUAUGGUGACAACUAUCGUCCCUAUUUAUCCAGAAGGAAACAUGGUGACACAAUGACAUUUGAUGAAUGUGUCAGCAAGGAACAGCCUGAUUGCAAUCCAAAUAACAUGUGGCUACAGAUACCAUUUUUCUGUGGUCAUGCAGCUAACUGUUGGAAACCAGGAAACAAAUGGGCGCUUGCGGAAGCCAAGAAGAAUUUAAUAAACAAUUAUUUACUGGUGGGCGUCACCGAGGAAUUGGAUGAUUUUAUUUAUUUGCUCGAAGAAACUAUACCAAGAAUAUUUCACGGUGCUAAAGAUUACUUUCUGAACAGUAACAAUUCGCAUCUGCGUCGUACCGUUCAAAAGUUGAAUCCUUCGGAGGAGACCGUCAAGAAGAUUCAAAAUCACGAAGUUUGGAAGAUGGAAAAUGAUUUGUACCAAUUUACGUUGGAACAAUUUCACUUCGUCAAGAAGCACGCAGACAAAAUGCAGAGAUUUAUGUACGAGAAAGUGAGACCUAAGUAAAGCUGCCAUGUAUUUCGAUUUAUAAUAAAUUAUUAACUGUUUUAUUUAAUUAUAUCUUAUGAAAUUUUAUU